CUCGUAUAUAAAUUGCCUCCUCCCAAACCCCUUCUCUCUUCCCUGUGCAAGGAGACAGACUAACUAAGCAGAAUAGUCGCCGGUCGUCGAUCGUCGAGUGUCGAUCGCCGGUCGUCCUUCGCAGAACGCUAGCGUCACCUCUCUUCUUCUCUAUCUUCAAUCUGGUAAACACGCGGUUUUGUUUCGAUUCAGUUCAUCCUCUGUCCAGAUUCCGUAAUGCUUCCUAGAUCUCCCUCAGAUCCAAUGCCGUCCUUGUUCUAAUUGUAGAAGCAGAGGGAGAAGAAUCAAUUAUCAUCAAUCAGAUUGAAAAAAAUUGGUCCAGUUUCGAUUUUGUUAAGAAAUGUCGGCAAUAAAGAGCCCGUCUCCCACCCGGUUCUUCACGAUUGGGCUUGUAACGUCAUGGUACUCAUCCAACAUUGGGGUUUUAUUGCUCAACAAAUAUUUGCUUAGCAAUUACGGUUUCAAGUACCCGAUCUUCCUCACUAUGUGUCAUAUGACAGCUUGUGCUUUGCUAAGCUACAUCGCUAUCGCAUGGCUAAAGAUGGUUCCUAUGCAGACUAUCCGAUCUCGUGUUCAGUUCUUUAAGAUCUCUGCUCUGAGCUUAAUCUUCUGUGGAUCCGUUGUAAGUGGCAACAUUUCGCUUAGGUAUUUACCUGUAUCGUUUAAUCAAGCGAUUGGUGCUACGACGCCGUUUUUCACUGCCGUGUUCGCGUAUCUCAUGACUUUGAAGAAGGAGGCUUGGCUUACUUAUAUCACCCUCAUUCCUGUUGUAACUGGUGUUAUUAUCGCUAGUGGGGGCGAGCCUAGUUUUCAUCUGUUUGGGUUUAUAAUGUGCAUUGGAGCUACUGCUGCAAGAGCAUUAAAAACAGUUGUUCAAGGGAUCUUGCUUUCUUCUGAAGGGGAGAAGUUGAACUCCAUGAAUCUCCUUCUAUACAUGGCUCCUAUUGCUGUCGUAUUCCUGCUUCCUGCAACAUUAUACAUGGAAAGGAAUGUCGUUGGUAUAACAAUAGCCCUUGCAAGACAAGAUUUUGGGAUUGUUUGGCUAUUGCUUUUCAACUCUGCGCUUGCAUAUUUCGUGAAUUUGACAAACUUUUUGGUCACAAAACACACCAGCGCUCUUACACUUCAGGUAUUGGGAAACGCAAAGGGGGCAGUUGCAGUGGUUGUUUCGAUACUAAUUUUUAGAAAUCCGGUGUCUGUGACUGGGAUGGCGGGAUACACAUUGACAGUGAUUGGAGUUAUUCUUUAUAGUGAAGCCAAGAAGCGUAGCAAUAAAUGAGACCCAUAAUUAUUAUUUAUAACUUAAUUAGUUAAAGAUUACAAGCUCACCAUGGACAACUUGAAGCAGGUUAGGCUUUAUGUGCUGUUGCUUGUUGCUGCUGAUCUUGCCCUCUAAAUUCAUAUUUUUUAUAUACUAUAUAUUUUAUGCUCAUAAAACCUUGAGCUUAGGGACAUUGAAGCUGCAUAUGUGUAACAGCAAACAUCAAAAAUCAAAAGUAAGCCAUUAGUUACAUCUGUGUUUAGGGUUCAUAGUGUAAGAAUUGUAGAAUUAAUUUGCUAUGAAUUAUGUUAUAUUCAAACUUCUUAUAGAUUAUUUAUUCAAGGCUAUGCCCAUUUAUCCUUUCA
Molecule: messenger RNA, 1626 nt
Organism: Lactuca sativa (garden lettuce)
Lineage: Eukaryota; Viridiplantae; Streptophyta; Magnoliopsida; Asterales; Asteraceae
Product: Nucleotide-sugar transporter family protein
Source: RefSeq, a predicted model, not a curated record